Messenger RNA from Seminavis robusta, 8353 nucleotides. NCBI's taxonomy places the organism in Eukaryota, Bacillariophyta, Bacillariophyceae, Naviculales, Naviculaceae. The record is from the annotation of a GenBank genome assembly.
UUUCGGGCAGCGUGCGGUGCGGUGCACUCGCCAUAAGAAUCCAUUUCGAUUGAGCACGGUAUUGGCACUUUUGACAUAUCUUCCCUCUUCGACCCUUUGAGCUCGUCUGCCGGAGCCUAAGAGGAGAUACAAUCAACUUGCAGCUAGCUAGCUGGUCAUCAAUAAGGAAGGGAACUGUUGUUGGUGCUUCAGAAUUUUAUAGGACGCCACCGACCCAAAAUCUCUGCCUUUUACAUUUUCCCACGCUCGAGAUACCCUCUCCACGGUCCUCUAAAAGUCUCUCACAAUGGCGGCCAACGCUAUUGCUUCUCUGUUAAUGGACCGGUUUGUGUCGGCCAGUUCUGCUGAUGAUGCCCGUUCCUCCUUGGAGCGUAUUUUGGAGGCAUUGGAAGCCAACAAGCAGCCCCCUCUGGACGAUGAGAAGGAUGAACCUCCCCGAUUGGCUCCUGAAAUGAUCUGGAGCGACCAAGAUAUGCUCAACGCCCUUCGCCAAGUCCUUCACACGGGGAAUCACAAGCAGAACGACAUGGAAGUCCCUGUAGACGAGGGAGCGUCGCUAGUGUGUAAAAUCUACAUGGAAAUGGUCGAACAAGAAGCCAACAAGAGUCCACUACUCGACAAAGACGAGGCUCUUCUGGAGUGUCUUAUUGAUGUCAUUAGCAGCGAUCCUUCGAAUAAUGAUGAUCCUGAUGCUAUUACUGUCGUAUCCAUGUACACUCGUGUCUUGGCACUACAGCUUUUGACCAAACUAUGUGUCAAGCGGCCAUCCAAAGCCCAAGCACAAUUGCUGCAGGCACCCAAUGGAUUGAAUCGUCUCGGGGAUCUCCUGCAGGUGCACCAGGAAGAAAUCAUCCGAAAUGAAGCAUUGUUGCUGGCUCAGGUUAUUGCUGAGUGGCCUUCUUGUGCCAAAAUUUGGAUGUUUGCGGAAGUGGCGGAUCAAGUCAUCUUGUUGGCAAUCGAAGAGGGUGGGUUGACCGGUGGCAAUCUACUGGUUCAGGAUUGUUUGGACCUGCUAUUCAGGUUGUGGAAACAUGAUCCCAGCUUGGCAGACCUGGUAUUUCAAUCCCAGACAAUCACCCAGAAUCUGCCCCUUUUGUUGGAUCUAAGACAAGGAACCGAGUUUCGCAAUCCACCCAGUAAAACAAAGACUGCCAAAAAGGACGACGAUUUGGACGACAUUUUAAAGAGUGCCGAAGACAAGGCUGCCGAGUCAAAAGAGGACGAAGUUGUGGUCCCUCGCUUGACUGGAGCAGAAGAAAAAGUUAUUUCAAAGACACUCGAUAUCUUGUCGCUCUUGCUCGAAUCGGAUGGACUCAAACAAUCUGUUUGGAUUCGAGAGUUGCAGUUGUGUUCGUUUACUUGGGAAUUGGCAUUGGUAGCACCUCCCCCUCCGCAGGUGCCAUUCGUCUGCUCCGUGCCAUCUCCAACAUUGCAACAAAAAGCUCUGGAAACUGUUGCCCUCUACUUCAAUGACACAACCACGUUGGAGCGCCAUGCUGGACUGGACCGAUUAUUGUAUCUGGUCUGUACUGGUGGAUUUGGAACUUCGUUAAUGGAGAAAAUGGGAAUUUCACAAGCUGCUCUGCACGUUAUUCGACAAACCGUCAGCGUGGAGUCGGCCAAUCAAAUGCUCAUGUACACCUUGGCACCACCCAUGACAAUGGGCGACGAAGAUGGUGGCAACACACCGCCACCUCCUACCGUAGUCCACAAGCUGUUGAACACUGUGGCAGAAAAUCUUACCGCCACCGAAGGAAUUGAUCCAGAACGUCGCAAGGUUUUCUUGGCUGGAGCCUUGGGAGGACUGUCAGUUUUUCUUACGGAUCAAACUAGUCGCGAAGUCAUGCUGCGUAUUACCACUGGAACAGCUGAGAGCGAUGAGGGUGACGAUCCUGAUGACCCUGCCGAAACUACGACAACAACUAGCCUAGUGGAAUCGAUACUGCAUGCAGUCGGUACAAUGGCGGAAACGGAGAAUCCUGAAAAUCCCUUUCUCUCCACGACGCUGCUUCGCUUCUUGUGUCAUUGGACCGUGGAGACGCCUGCGGUUGUUCAGACUAUCUUAUCGUCGAAUCAAAGCAGCAUUGUCUUGAGUGCCCUGCUGGGUAUCAAAACCAAAACACAAAGUCACAAGAAAGGGGUGGCAGUGUUGGGGAAGCUAUUGCUUGGGCUUUCGAUGGAGUACAUGGGCGAAGACGAAGGCAAGUGCGGGGGGUGGACUCGCGCCAGCAUCAUGGAAUUGAUUGCCAAGAAAAGUGGAGGCGUCAGCAAAUUCACAUCCUCCUUGGAACAGUUCAAAUCAGUCAAUGAUUUUGGUGACACUAUGCCAUGGUCAGUUUGCAAGCUGGAGUUCAAGGUGUGGUCACAAUGGUUCGCAAACUGUGUCCUGUUGGUACGAAAGCGCGUCGUGCAGGAGCUCACGGGUAGCGGAGACGGCGAAGAAGAAGAUGAGGAGGACGAGGGACUCGAAGGAAGCAUCCCUCGGGAUACUGCCGGAAGCGGCAGUGCUCGAUCCCUACAAAAGGUCGUUUUCCAGCAAUCUAAAGAAAUUGACGAGCUGCAACAAUCACUUGACACGGCGAACGCGACAAUAAAAACCCAGCAUCACGAUCUGUCUGAGUACAAGCGGCGUGUAGAGAGCGCACCAAGUCAAUUGGAUACCAUGCUAAACGAAUACUUGGCAAAGAUUGCCGAGCUUGAGAACACUGUCUCAAGUUUGCAUGAAAAGAAUCGUUUGGAUGAAGAGAAACAUACCUCAGAAUCGAAAGCUCGCGAUGAUAGGAUCGCCCUCCUUGAGAAAGAGUUGGAGGAAUCGCGUGCGAGGGAGAAAGAAUCACGCGAUGAAGCGGACACAGUGCGGGAGGACAUGGAAUCUCUUAGCCAGGCGUACACCAACCUGGAACAGGAGUACAGGCAUCAGCAGCAACAACAGCAAGGAAGGCAAGAAAGUGGUGUAUCGUCUACAGAAACAACGACAACAGUCUCGGAGCAGCAGCCGGGUGAACCAGAUCAGGAAGGCGCCGCGGGCGGUCACGCUGGAUCGACAGAGAUAUCGGCUCUUCGCGCUGAGAAUGAGCGACUCCGUAAUGAUGCUCAAGCUGCCGACAAAUGGAUGUCUAUGGCUGUCGAAAAGAUGCAAGCGAUGGGGCAGCAAAAUGCAGGUCUUCAGGCUGAAUUAUCUACCCUGAAAGAUGGCCAAGCUAUGAAUCAACAGCAUUUGGAGCUCCAGCAGCACAACCAGACGCUUUUUGCUGAGAAGGAAGCCAUCGUACGGCAGCAAAGUCAGAUGCAAGCUCACCUUGACGGCGUGGUAAACGAGAACCAGGGACUCCGCGGGGCGCUAAAUCAGGGUCAAGCGCAGUAUAUGGAACUUGAACGGCAACUCACAGGAGCGAGGGAAGAGUUGCAAUCUACUGUAACAGCCUUGGAAGAAGCCAGGUCGCAAGGGGCGGCCGAACGGGCUGACCUCGACAAUCAAUUGACAGAACUGAGAAGCGAGUUGGAAAGCUUGUCUUCAGAAAGAGCCCGACUCCAGGAGCAACUGGAUGAAAUCCAGAAGAAGAGCGCUGAGGGAGAAGUUCAGGCGCAGGCAAGUGCUCAGGCCGUCGCAACCUAUGAAGCGGCGUUGACGUCCAAGGACGAGGAGAUUAUGAAACUGCAGAAUGCCAUGGCUGGACAAUCCUCUAGUGUGGAAGCCCAGAAGGAGUCUCAUGCACAGGAAGUAGAGGCGCUUCAAAAAUCGAUUGCAGAACUUCAGGGGCAGAUCGAGGCUUCCAAUACUGAGGUUGAGAGGAUUCGCACGAACGGACAAGAGGAGAUUUACAAAUGUGAAUCUAGAAUCCGCGAACUCGAAGCAAAACAAACCACUGGGCUAGGGGCUCAAAGUGCAGCUUCCGAUGAGGCUCUAAAGAAGAAAGACGGCGAGAUCAGUGAGCUCACCGCUGCGAAUGAUGCCGCUCAGGAGUGGAUGGCAAGAGCAGUCGAUCACCACAAUAUGCUCUCUCAACAACAUGCCAAACUAGGAACAGAGAAUGCUGCCUUGUUGGCCCAAAUCAAGGAGCUCAAAGAGAAGGUUGCACAAGACAGUGCAACGAUUUCGAAAGCCAAGGCACUGGAGGAGGAGUCGCUGGCCAAAGCAAAUCGUAUCAGAGAUUCCGAAGCCUCUUUGGAAGCUUGCAAACUAGAGCUGCAACGUGUACAAGCCGAGGUGACCCUGCUCCAAAAUCAGAAACUAGAGCUCGCAAGCUCGGCUGCCGAAGUUCAACAGCUCCAAAAUCAGCUUGAUAAUCUAAGGGCCUCUCAUGAUGAACAGGUUGCUGCAUGCGAAAGUGCACGGCAGGAACUCGUUCUCGAAAAGGAGUCUAAGGAGGAAGCAUUGGCAAAGCUUGAAGCGGCCAACAAAGAGCAUAGCGACUCGCGAGUCAACGCAGAGGACGAGAUUCGGACAUUGAAGGAGAGAAUGGAAGCUCUGGAUGCUGCUUUGAAAGAUAAAUCCGCAACUUUUGAUGAGUUGAACGCCCAAAUUGCAGCAGAACGAGAGUCAAGCAAGAGCGCAAAUGACAAACGCGAAUCGCUGCGAAUGGAAACUGAGCAGCUGAGCGAGGAAUUAGAACUACUGCGGUCGAAGAGCGAAACCGCCGAAGAGGACACCCAGAAGGUGAUAGAUUUGACGAAGGAGCUGGAGAUUGCCAAGGGGACAAACGAAUCUCUCCUUCGGUCGCAAGAAGAUGAUAAAAUGACAAUUUCCAGACUAAGCGACGAGAUUGCUUCUAUGCGGUCUGCCAAGGAAACCUUGACAGUGCAACAAACACCUCCGGCUGCAGCCACAGAAACCCCUGCUGCUGAGGCCUUCUUCUCUGUUGCCCCCCAGUCUCAGCCAGUUGCUGCCCAUGAUGUCUUCUCCGCCGGCGGAUCGGCCGCAGCGGCAAGCGAGUCUCUCGCGCCACCUCAGCCCGGUAACCCUAGUGGUGCGCUUCAGCUGUUUGCAUCAGGUCCUCCAGCAUCCGAGGGAGUCAGUGCCCGAGAUGUCUUUGGUUCUGCUCCUAGUGAACAGAGUGCCGGUGACUUCUUCUCCGGAGGUCCGCGUGUUUCAGACACCGCGGCCAGCACUAACGCUGAGGGACUGCAACGAACAGCUGAUCUCGAACGACAGCUGCAACAAAGUUCGGAACAAGUCCGUCAGCUUGAGCAACAAUUGAGGGAAGCGCGCGCUGAGUUGGAGCAGACGAAGACGCAAGUUGCAGAAAAAGGUACGGGUGGUCCAGAACGCAUUUCAGAGCUUGAGCUCGCUGUGAACCAACUGCAACAGCAGCUCAAGGAGUCCGAGGAUGCGAAGACUCAACAAGUCUUGAUGGUCGAAUCAUUAGAGAAGAAGAGCAGCGAACUUUCUCUCUUGGUCGAAUCAUCGGGUGCCCAAGGCAACGUCCAGAAAGAGCUCGAGGAAACCACAGGCAAGUUGGCUCAAGCGUUGGCCAAGCUCGAGGAGGACAACGACGUUGUUGUUGAGUGGGAAGAGCGAGUUGCUGGGCUGGAAUCUGCCAUUAAAGACAUGGAAAUCCAACUGACCGAACAAGAGGAAAAUGCCACAACUGUUAUUGCUAAGUGGCAAGAGAGUUGCAAUGCAUUGGAAGAGAAAAAUGCUGAGUUACUCAGUGCAUUGGAGUCCUGCGGCGUUGGGGAAGAAGGUGUGAUUAGUCGAGAAGCUUUGGCGCUUUUGCACGAGCGCCUAAGAGAAACCGAGGCGAGUCUAGCUAGUGCUCGUGCGCACAUGAAAGAUGACGAUGAUGUGGUGCUGAGAUGGCAAGAGCGUGUCGCGGAGUUAGAAGCGGCAGGAAAAGAGUUUGAUUCACAACUGAGUCAGCAGGAGUUGGAAGCGAAGACUGCCAUUGCCCAGUGGCAAGAAAGCUGUACUUCAUUGCAAGAACAAAACACGGAGCUUCUGAGCAAACAUGAACAAAUGCAGCAAGAGCUGAAUGAAGCCAAGGCGAGGAUUUUAGAAGAUGAGGACGUUGUUGCCAAAUGGCAAGAUCGUACAUCUGCGUUGGAGGAGGCCAUUAAGGACUUGGAAGCCCAGCUGAACGAACAAGAGGAAGAUGCGAACAAUGUUAUCUCGAUGUGGCAGCAGAGUUGCAGCACCCUGGAGGAGCAAAAGGCUGAACUUGCCCAAAACCUUGAAACAUCAAAUGAAGCUGAAACGAAUAUUCGAGCUCAGCUACAGGAAAGUCAACAAGCACUGGAGGAAAGUCAGCAGAACGUUACCAAGGGAGAGGAAGCUCUGGCACAGAGUGUUGAAGCUGAAAAGAACCUCAAAGCACAAUUUGAAGAAACGCAGCAGGCACUGGAGGAAAACAAGGAAAAGGUACUGAAGGGAGAGGAAGACCUGGCGAAGCACAUGGAAGCUUCCCUGGAAACAGAAAAGAGCCUUCGAGCAGAUUUGGAAGAAAUAAAGCAAGCAUUCGAAGAAAGCAGCGAGCAGGCUAGUCUUGCAGAGGCGGCACUUUCUGAUUCAAGGGCUGAAUGCGGCAAGCUUGCGUACAAAGCCAGCGAUCUGGAAAAGCGGCUGACCGAGAGCGAGGAAGAGUCCAAGGCCGCAAUCGAAACGUUGCAGGAGAAAUGCACAAGUUUGGAGGGGGGAAAGUCGGAGGUUUUCCAGCAAUUGGAAACCACCAAAGACAACAUUGAAAAACUCCAAGCUCAACUGCAACAGCAGCAAGAGAGCGAGGAAGAGUCCAAGGCCGCAAUCGAAACGUUGCAGGAGAAAUGCACAAGUUUGGAGGCGGAAAAGUCAGAGGUUGUCCAGCAAGUGGAAACCACCAAAGACAACAUUGCAAAACUCCAAGCUCAACUGCAACAGCAGCAAGAAAGUCUCAAGGACGACGAAACUGCCGUGUCGCAGUGGCAAGUACGAGCAACUGAGCUGGAGGCUGUGGUGAAAGAGCUGGAAGAUCAACUAGCAGAGCAGGAAGAGGAAGCCCAAAAUGUCAUUGCCAUGUGGCAAGAAAGCUGCACUAAGAUCGGAGAUGAGAAGUCGGAACUGGAGCAAAGGCUGGAAUCAUCAGAAGCCUCCGUGGCAUCCGUAAGUGGUGAGCUACAAGCAACCAAACAGUUGCUUGAUGAGGCCAACAAUAAACUCCAAGACAAGGAAGAAGAGAUCCGAACGCAACAAGGUCGCGUUGCCGAGCUCGAGUCAAACCUGGAGGAGAUGAGGUCGAAGCUGGCCCAACAACAAGAGCAAGCAAAGGCUGAAAUUGAAAAGUGGCAAGAGAGCAUUUCGUCGUUAGAAGAUCUUAAGGAAGAAAAGCUGAAAGAAGAUGAGGAUGUUGUGCUGCAAUGGCAGGAACGAGCAACCGAGCUGGAAGCCGUGGUGAAAGACUUGGAGACUCAGCUGAAUGAACAAGAGGAAGAAGCGAACAAUGUGAUUGCAAUGUGGCAAGAGAGCUGCAACACCUUGGAAGCAACCAACCAAGAGCUGGCCCAGUCAAGUGAGAAACUGGAAGAGCAACUCGAAUCGAGCAAAGCUGCCGCCAGCAGCGCUGCGGAGCUACUCAAGACAACAGAGGUUGACAAAAAGGAGUUACAGGAACGAGUGAAUGAGUUGGAAACUGCAUCUAGAGGUCUCGAAGCCAAACUUAGUGACGAAGACGAGAAGGCAAAAUCGUUGAUUGCUGAUUGGCAAGAGAAGGUUGCAUCUUUGCAGGCUGCCAAGGACGAGGUCACGGUUGCCCUUACGACUGCAAAAGACAAUCAACAGUCAAUGGAACAAGAGCUGGCGUCACUCCAGAGCCAGAUGAAAGAGACUGAAGGGGAAUUGACUGUUGCUCGCGAAAGCCUAAGCGAGAAAGAAGCCAUGGUCGCUUCACUCGAGGGGCGGCUACAGGCAAUGAUAGAAUCCCAGGAUCUCGACGCGUCUGAGAAAGAUAGGGAACUGGAUUCUCUCCGCGGUCAAGUUUCAACUCUACAGCUAGAGCUGGACAAGACAGAAGCAUCUCUGAAAGAAGCCCAAGCGAAUCUUGCUCACAACGAGAAGGCAGUCCCGGAAUGGGAAAAACGUGCAAAUGAAUUUGAAACAAGCGUUAAGGAGCUCGAAGAACAGUUGACCGAACAAGAAAACGAGGCGACAAACGCAAUUUCGGAUUGGUCAGACCGCGUGCAACUGCUGGAGAAGGAGAAGGGCGACCUUGCGCAGUCAUUAGCAGCCGCCCUGAACCGCAGCAAGGAACUCACGGAUGAAAACAAGUCCAGUGCGUCGUCUGCUUCGCAACUAGCAGAUGCCAAGGCUGCACUGGAAGAAAAGCAGCUAGUGGUAGAGGAUCUGAACGGUACGUUCGUGUUUCGUUACUGGACUCACCCAUGA